AAUGAUACCUGACAUUGAAAUGUCGUACAUGUGUGCACUUCACUUGAUUGAACCUACUCUACAGAAACAAACAAACAAUUAUUAUGUACGUCACGGUUAAUGCAAUUCUACCAAUAAUUACUAUCAUAGCAUUCAUAGCAAAUGUGCUUUUGCCACGUAAACAUAAACAAAUACAUUUCAGGGUAUAUUGUAACCAUAUCUAGUUUCAAAAGAAGCUGCAAAGUGAAAUAAAGAGUGAUGGCAGCUUCUGAAGAUUCUGUUAAAGAAAAGCUCACAGAUUCUCUAUCACAGCAACUAAGUGAAUAUGAAUUACUGAAAUCCAUGUAUCCGAACAGCGAAGAUAUAAUUUUAACUGACACAAAUAUUCUUGUGGACAUAGCUAAUUUUGUGGAAAAUGAAUCAGGAACAGAAUAUACCCCUGGCCAUUUGGAUUUUACCUUAAACCUUAAUGUAGAUGGUUUAAAAUUAGAAGUCAGUGUUAAUUUACCCACCUUUUAUCCAAGUGAAGAGGCAGAUCUAUAUGUAAGGUGUAAUCAAUUGAAUCGCUACCAGGAGACAAGCUUGAAUUCAGAAUUGUCUAACUUUCUUAAAGAAAAUUUUGUUGGAGAAGUAUGUAUAUAUUCUGCAGUGUCAUGGUUACAAGACAACAUAACAAAAUUUACUGAACAGCUGACAAACAAAACUAGUGCAGAUAUUAUUUCAGAGCCGAAAUCUAAAAAUAAUGAUAAAUUUGUCAGAUUGUGGAUUUAUUCUCAUCACAUAUACAACAAAAGGAAAAGAGAUGAAAUACAAUCAAAAGCCAAUGAUUUGAACUUGACAGGGUUUUGCCUGCCUGGCAAGCCUGGUAUUAUUUGUGUUGAAGGUGCUGACAGUGACUGCAAGGAAUGGUGGUCAAUCAUUAAAAGCAUGUCAUGGAAAAAAAUUGUUGUCAAAAAUACUGAAACUUUUGAAAUUAGUGAAAAAGAAAAAGAACAAAGAUUUCACAAGUUUCAAGAACUCCAUUUUCCACAUGCAUCAGUGCGUUCUAAGCAUGCAGAUAUGAGCGGACUUUCCAAGUACAUGGAUGAGCGUGGACUCACUGAUAUAUUUAAGAAUAUGUUUGGGAUAAGUGAAAUUUGACAAGGGUCUUCUGGAAGAGUACAUACCAAAUAAUACCUAACCAGAUCGUAUUUUGUAAAAUACUGGACAUUUUGCUGUAAAACCAGCAUUCAAGAAUAUGUUAGAACAAGAACUAAUAGUUGUAAAACUCAUAAAUGUUGUAAAGUACUCCUUAUUGGUUUUAAGUUAUGCUGGAUGAAAUAAUUAAAUACAACUGCUAUUAACAUGUUUUGAGCCCUAGUUGUUUAUUAGUAAUCAAUUAGACUCUUUGUCAUGCUUUAACUGCUUACCUAUUUUGUUUCGAGUCAAAAGGAUAAAGACCAGGCUAUUAAAAAAAAAUCAUAUUUGAUAUGAUUUUGAUCAUUGCAAUUUUCAUCAGUUUUAAUAAAAGCUUUCUAACAGUA
Molecule: messenger RNA, 1502 nt
Organism: Leguminivora glycinivorella
Lineage: Eukaryota; Metazoa; Arthropoda; Insecta; Lepidoptera; Tortricidae
Product: RWD domain-containing protein 2B
Exons: 1
Coding region: 238-1119 (293 amino acids)
Molecular function (GO): protein binding
Source: RefSeq, a predicted model, not a curated record